Messenger RNA from Plenodomus lingam JN3, 573 nucleotides. RefSeq lists its product as uncharacterized. The record is from RefSeq and is a predicted model, not a curated record. NCBI's taxonomy places the organism in Eukaryota, Fungi, Ascomycota, Dothideomycetes, Pleosporales, Leptosphaeriaceae.
AUGCAACGACGUACCUACUUCGGCCCUCCAGAAAUGGAACCAGCUGAAGCUACUGUCAAGAACCUCGCGGACUGCGGAUUCGAACGCCUCAGACUUCCGACUCUUCGGCACAACAUACAUGAACCACCUCUCCCACCCGACUUCAAGCCAUUGACCUCAAACGAGCAAACGAAAUAUCUCAACAUGAUAUAUCAAAAGCUGAUGAUGGCGUGCACAUACUUCAAAAUGGAGCGAGACCUUGGGCUGAACUACGACCGUGCUGGCAUGCACAAGGAUGCUACUUCCGUUACUCUUUCAGAAGGACCCAUCAGACUCGAUUUGCAUACUCAGGCACAUUUGAAACUUCUGAUGGAUGAGGAAAAGGACUUGAGAGACCUAGUGAUCGCUGGAUAUGGAGAAGAUUCGGGUGAAGUGAUCGAGGCAGCGAGGCAAUACUUGAGCAUAUGGAAAAACAUUCAGCAAAUGCUGGUUUGGCAAGUUCCCAGAGAGACUGAAAAGAUUCGCCGUAUUUGCAUCCAGAAUGUUAUGAAAGUAGCCUUAUGGGACAUUAUAGACGACCUGGAAUCGAAAUAA